Messenger RNA from Propithecus coquereli (Coquerel's sifaka), 2453 nucleotides. RefSeq names its product solute carrier family 2 (facilitated glucose transporter), member 3 (gene SLC2A3). Gene Ontology annotation, cellular component: membrane. The coding region runs from base 164 to 1648 and encodes 494 amino acids. The record is from RefSeq and is a predicted model, not a curated record. Lineage: Eukaryota; Metazoa; Chordata; Mammalia; Primates; Indriidae. The transcript is spliced from 10 exons. Gene Ontology annotation, biological process: D-glucose transmembrane transport.
AGAGAUGCUGCAAUGGUGAGAGUGGGUUUCCGAGCGAUCUGAGGACCUGAAGAAAACUUGCUACCGAGAAGGACGUUUUGAAGGUUUUGUUGGCUGGAAGAGGUAUCUCUGGACUCCCACUCCAGAUCUUUCUCGAAGAUUUGAAAAGAAUUAGAUUAGGGGCAUGGGGUCACACAAGGUCACCCCAUCUCUGAUCUUCGCCAUUGCCAUUGCUACAAUCGGCUCUUUCCAGUUUGGCUACAACACCGGAGUCAUCAAUGCUCCUGAGACGAUCAUAAAGGACUUUCUCAAUUACACUUUGGAAGAGCAGCGAGAAAACCAUCCCUCAAAUGUGUUGCUCACAUCCCUCUGGUCCUUGUCUGUAGCCAUCUUCUCCGUUGGUGGUAUGAUUGGCUCCUUUUCCGUUGGACUCUUUGUCAACCGCUAUGGCAGGCGCAAUUCAAUGCUUAUUGUGAACCUCUUGGCCAUCGCUGGUGGCUGCCUCAUGGGGUUCUGUAAAUUAGCUGAGUCAUUUGAAAUGCUGAUCCUGGGCCGCUUGGUUAUUGGCAUCUUCUGUGGACUCUGCACUGGUUUUGUGCCCAUGUACAUUGGCGAGGUCUCUCCUACUGCCCUACGGGGUGCCUUUGGCACUCUAAACCAGCUGGGCAUUGUCAUCGGGAUCCUGGUAGCCCAGAUCUUUGGUCUGGAAGUCAUCUUGGGGUCUGAAGAGCUAUGGCCCGUGCUGUUAGGCUUCACCAUCAUUCCAGCUAUCCUACAAAGUGCAGCCCUUCCAUUUUGCCCUGAAAGUCCUAGAUUCCUACUCAUUAACAGAAAGGAAGAGGAGAGUGCUAAGGAGAUCCUGCAGCGGUUGUGGGGCACCCAGGAUGUGUCCCAGGACAUCCAGGAGAUGAAAGAUGAGAGUACCAGGAUGGCACAAGAAAAGCGAGUCACUGUGCUAGAGCUCUUUAGAGCUCCCAGCUACCGACAGCCCAUUAUCAUUUCCGUCGUGCUCCAGCUCUCUCAGCAGCUCUCUGGAAUCAAUGCUGUGUUCUAUUACUCAACGGGAAUCUUCAAGGAUGCAGGUGUUGAGGAGCCGAUCUAUGCCACCAUCGGUGCUGGUGUGGUUAAUACUAUCUUCACUGUAGUUUCUCUGUUUCUGGUGGAAAGGGCAGGAAGAAGGACUCUACAUAUGAUAGGCCUUGGCGGGAUGGCUUUCUGCUCCGUCCUCAUGACUGUUUCUUUGUUACUAAAGGAUACGUAUGGGUGGAUGAGCUUCGUCUGUAUUGGGGCUAUCUUGGUCUUUGUGGCCUUCUUUGAAGUUGGCCCAGGCCCCAUCCCCUGGUUUAUUGUGGCCGAACUCUUCAGCCAGGGACCCCGCCCAGCUGCAAUGGCAGUGGCUGGUUGUUCCAACUGGACCUCCAACUUUUUAGUUGGAUUGCUCUUCCCCUCUGCUGCAUUCUAUUUAGGAGCCUACGUUUUUAUUGUCUUCACUGGCUUCCUCAUUACCUUCUUGAUCUUCACCUUCUUCAAAGUCCCCGAGACCCGUGGCAGGACUUUUGAGGAUAUUACGCGGGCCUUUGAAGGGCAGGCUGCAGAAAGAGCUGGGAAAGCCUCCAACAUGGAAAUGAAUAGCAUCGAGCCUUUUAAGGAGACCACCACCCAUGUCUAAGCCAUGCCUCCUUCCACCUCCCUCCCAACAUGGAAAAGCAACCUCUCCCUCACGGAGGGAGAGACCUCAUCAGGAUGAACCCAAGACUGCUUUUGACUGCUGCUACUUGACUCCUUUCUCAUCCCGCACACUCCAUGAGCACUCCAAAUGCUGGGGUUAGUUGGAUUCUCAAUGGCUUUUUAAAUGUUUCGUUUCUUGGACAUUCUCUUCUGUUUAGGAGAGACCAAAUGAACCUACCUUCAUUUCAGGAGGCAUUGGCCGCUUGGCAUAUGACAACUUUGCCAGCUCUUCCUCCCUUAGGUUCUCAUUGCCCCACAAGGGCUUGUAGGGGAGAAGGAGUAAGGUGCAAUUCCCCCAACCUCAGACUUACCAGGAAGCAGAUGCACGUAAGAGUGUGGAAGGCAGAGGGGGAUCAAAUAAGAGCACCUUCCUCACUUCUGUACAGCUCUGCACAGCAAGUUAACUUGAGUUUUAUUUAUUUUACCUUCUGGUUUUAUUGCAUAAAUAUUUAUUUUUUUAAGUGUAAAGUAAUCUUACCAAAUAAUGAAAACAUAAGGAAAUUGAGGUUAGAGGGAGGUGUUUAAAGAGAGGUUAUAGAGAUUUGAUGCUAGAGAGGUUAAGGUGCAAUAAGAAGGGAAGAAUUGAGGGAAAAAUGUAGCUCGAUAUUGGGGGUAUGUGAUGUGGUGCCUGAGGUUUUUAUGUUGCUCCUUAACAGUUUCUGUCCUUCAAGUGGAAACUCUUUUAAGUUUAAUUUCUCAGAAAAGUCAUGUGCCUGCAUUAAAAAAGCUACUGAUUUCCUUUGGAA